AUGGGCGGACCCAAUCUGGAAGUCUUUAAGUUCGGACUCUACAUCUUUUUUCCUAUCGGCAUAAUGUACUACUUUGGCACGAACCUCGAUGGCAAAUUCAGCGUUCCCGACUUCUGGCCCAAGGAAGGACAAACGAACCGAGUACCCUACGAGCGGGAUGAAAUUGAGAAGGAAUUGAAGCGCAUGAAGGCGCGGCGACUGGCGCUCAGGGAGGAGAGGUUGGAGGAAGCGAAGCGAAAUCAGCGAAGACCUGUGCAGGGGGAAGAGAGCUAG
Messenger RNA from Mytilinidion resinicola, 273 nucleotides. RefSeq lists its product as uncharacterized. NCBI's taxonomy places the organism in Eukaryota, Fungi, Ascomycota, Dothideomycetes, Mytilinidiales, Mytilinidiaceae. The transcript is spliced from 2 exons. The coding region runs from base 1 to 273 and encodes 90 amino acids. Gene Ontology annotation, biological process: mitochondrial respiratory chain complex IV assembly. The record is from RefSeq and is a predicted model, not a curated record. Gene Ontology annotation, cellular component: mitochondrion; mitochondrial inner membrane.